Molecule: messenger RNA, 3423 nt
Organism: Cylindrotheca closterium
Lineage: Eukaryota; Bacillariophyta; Bacillariophyceae; Bacillariales; Bacillariaceae
Source: the annotation of a GenBank genome assembly
AUGUAUUGGACUAUUGAUAAACCUUGGAUGGAUCCACGUCUACCGUCGCUGAACCGAAUGGAAAUGCAUGUCCCCCUCCGUUUGUUUCAAGAUUCGGCAAAGGCUCGGCGAGCUGCGUGUCUUCCCCAGAUGGUGGCUCGCAAUGCUCCUGGCUCCUAUACACCAAAUGUCAUUCUUUUAGACAAGCACAAAUGGGGAUUUCAAUUGUUCAAGACAGUGGAAGAAGGGCUCGAUGCUGUCCAUCAAGAUGAAGCUACUAACAAGAAAGUAGGGAAGACAGGGAAAAAAUCAAAGAAAGGGAAAGGGAAGAAAUUUAAAGAUUCCAAGUGGAAACCGAUAGAUAUUCCAGAACAUUGGAUGCUUCAGGGUUUUGAUGAUAUUCCUAUCUACACAAACAAAAAGUAUCCAUUUCCCUGUAAACCUCCAGUGGUACCAAAGGAAAAUCCAACGGGAGUAUACAAGCUGGAACUCGACUUGCCAUCCGAUUGGAUUCUUGCUGGAGGCAAAGCCGAUCAGAUCAGCAUUCUACUACAUGGUUUUGAAUCCAUCUGUUUUGUAUUUUGGAACGGUCGCAUGUUGGGAUUCGGGAAAGACUCUCGUCUACCGUCCGAAUUUGUCGUUCCAAAGGAACUGCUCUGCAAGCAUCCGAAAGUGCAUCUGGUUGUGGCGAGAUGGUCGGAUGGGAGCUAUCUAGAAGAUCAAGAUCAUUGGUGGAUGGCGGGUCUUCACCGAAGUGUUGAAUUGGUAAGGCGGCCUUCUACCGCACACAUUCUGGACUAUCACGUUGAGGCAUCCGAGUCAAAGGACUUGACUGUUUCGAUCAAACUUCGGCAGACUGAUGGACUGUUGUUACGAGUGCGCUUGUACAAUGACAAGCAGUUGUCAUCGGAUGGGUCUGAAUGGGAAGCAGCUGAUGUAGCGAUAUGGGAAAUGAUGAAGACGGAGGAAAAGUUCUCUGUCGUCACCUUUCAAGAUCGGAUCAAUGACGUAGAACUCUGGACAGCCGAAACUCCACAUCUCUACACUCUAGUUUUGGAGCAGGUUGAUUCCAAAAGCAUGAAAGUGAUACAAACCGAGUCCUGUCGCGUGGGGUUUCGAAGCAUCCGUGUCAGCAAAGGCAUGCUCCAAGUCAACAGCAAACCAAUCACUGUUUGCGGAAUCAAUCGCCAUGAACACGAUCCAGACCAUGGUAAAGUCGUAAGCCUUGAUCGUAUGGUACAGGAUAUUGUAGUUCUGAAACAAAACAACUUCAACGCCGUCCGAACCGCCCAUUACCCAAACCAUUCUUCAUUCUACCGACUAUGCGACUAUUUUGGAAUGUAUGUGUGUGACGAAGCCAAUGUUGAGACGGAUGGAAUGAAACCGAUGGGUCGAUUGGCAAACGAUUCAGGGUGGGAAAAUGCAUUCUGCAGCCGUGUCCAGCGCAUGGUUCGUCGGGACUGCAACCACCCUUGUGUCAUUAUGUGGAGCCUUGGGAACGAAUCCGGCCGUGGUGCCAAUUUGCUGAAAGCUCAAGCUUCCAUCCGGGAACUCGACAACAGUCGUCCAAUAUGCUAUGAAGGAGGUGGGGUAUUGAUCGAAGGAACAGGGGAGACUGAGUUGACAGACAUUGUUUGUCGAAUGUAUCCAGAUGUGGAAGCUUUGGAUCGACUGAGCUCCAAAAGCAAAGACGAUCGGCCGAUAAUCCUUUGUGAAUACAGUCAUGCGAUGAACAAUUCCAAUGGCAACUUGCAUCUCUACUGGGAAAAGUUCUGGGACCAACAGCAUCCAAGACUGCAAGGAGGCUUCAUUUGGGAUAUGAUUGAUCAAGGGCUUCGAAAGUCCCAUAAGAAUGGCAGAGACUUCUUUGCAUAUGGUGGAGAUUUUGGAGACAAGAUAAACGACAAACAAUUUUGCAUCAAUGGCAUGUUCUCCCCCGAGAGAGACCCUCACCCAUGUGUUGCAGAGAUAAAGUACUUGCAGCAGCCAGCCGCGAUUACAAGCGAAAAGGUUCUCCGCAUUCGAGUUGAUCGCAACAUAGUGAAGUCGCAGAAUCUUGUUGCUAAGGCACUGAAAAUAAAAGUGACCAACAGAUUUUCUUUCAUUGGCCUUGAUCAUCUGAGCUGGAAAUGGAGCUUUUUCUGUGAAUCACACCCAGGGGAGGUUGUCCAAGGGGGUACAGUUUUGGAAAACGGAGAACUGAGAAUCGAUACGACAUCCAUAUUCAGUUUACUGAAUUCCAUCGACUGGCAUGGUUGUGAGUCUGGUUACUUGUCUGUUUCUGGUGUCUUGAAAUCAAGCAAUACCUGGGCGGAAGUAGGACAUGUCGUUGUUUCGGAACAGCUCCACAUCCUGCUAGUAUCACAAGUGAUUGUGCGUGAGGACCAAUCUCCUAGCCCUUUGACUUCAACGAUUUUAAGAGGUGCCCCAAUCGUAUCUGAGAACGAUCUUACAUUGAGUAUUGAAUCGGAAGACAAAGAUACAAAGCUGGUCAUCAAUAAGUCAAGUGGUGACUUGAUGAAAAUGACUAUCAAUGGGGAUGCAUUCCUGUGUGGCGAGGGCGUGAGAUCGAACUUUUCUAGAGCCGCAACUGACAAUGAUAAAGGUGGAAUGGAACUUGUUCUAGAUUUCUUGGCGAUGCCUUGGAUACAGAAUGUACUUAGGGUCGUCGAUGGUAGCUCGUUUUCUUAUGAGUGUCAUUGGCGGGAAUACGGCAUUUCUCAGGCCUCCAAUGUAUCAAGAAAGUGUACGAACACAUCCAUCAUUUAUGGAAAAGAGGAAACAACAAUCGAAUGUGAUUCUGUCAUGUUUUCUGAAGGAGGCCACAAGUUGAUGCUUUUGAAACUGAGUUAUAGCCUGCACAAAAGUGGACGGAUCGACAUUGAGACAAGAGUCACUCCUCGUGGUUGGAUUCGAUUGAUACCAUCUCUGGCAAGAGUCGGAAUAUCGUUGACGCUCUCUCCGUCGUUUCGGAAUGUUUCAUACUUUGGGCGGGGUCCCAAGGAAAAUUAUCCAGACCGAAAAGCUGGAGCGCAACUGGGACUUUGGGAAACAUCACCUUCCAAAAUGGGCUACGACUAUAUUGUCCCGAGCGAGAAUGGUAAUCGAUCCGAUUGCAGGUGGGCUGUCUUCCGCUCCAGGAAAAGCGGUGUCUUGAUUCGACCAAAUAACAAAAAAGAAGACUUUUGUUUCAGUGCGCUACUUCACAGCGGCAAGGAAUUCCAUCAUGCCAAACAUACUAUCGAUCUUGAGGAACGACAGGACGGCGCGCAUCCUAUCCAUGUCAACUUAGACCAUAAGCAAAUGGGGCUUGGCGGCGACGUGAGUUGGUUUCCGGCUGUCUAUCCCCAGUAUCUUGUGGAAUGCAAGAAAUAUAGCUUUGGUUUCAGUUUCUUGCCCGUCAAAACUGGCGAGUCUCCGGAAGAGGUAGCAAGGCGACGAUGA